GGAGGAAGAAGGGCUUUGUCUGAUGAUGAUUCCUGCUUCUUAGAUGUUGAAAAAAAACUUGAUGACGCCUUGAAUGGAGAACACUAUGACUCGAUUAAAGAUCACGUAAAUCCAAGGAUUCUAUCCAGCUGUGAGACUAACGCUUUAUUCAAGGCAUUUGAGGUAAGAUGUUUCCUCUUCUCCGAGCAUGAGCUCUUUAUGAAUAAGUGCCUAAAAAGCUCUUGUUAGCUUUUGGGAAGCCUCUAGAAUUAAAGCCCUAAGAGAGCGAGUACUGACUUGAUAAAAUGAUUUUGGUAUUACUUCCUUAUUUAGAACUAAGACAAGCUUCGAGUUAAACUAAGCUGUGAGUUAUCAAUACGCUUUGAGGAGGACAUACGGUGUACAAUCACCAGUAGCCAUGCUGAUCUCAAAAAAUUUUUACGGCAGGUGAAGAAGAAAAUCACAGAUAUUCCCGAUAGUGGAGGAGCUGAGAGGAAUGAGUUUGAAACACUGGCAAACUCAGUGGAUGAGUUCACGGCGGCUUUAAUACAUCCGUUAAAAUCUGACGACCACGCUAGACGCACUUUUAGCAGCUGCUUAGAAACUGUAAUGGAAAAAGCCAUCGACACAGAGCAGAAGAAGGUAUUGCAUAGUUGGAAAGUGUAACUAAUUUAGCGACGCAGCUAGAUGUAUGUAAAAAUCUUACUGCAUGUUGUCAUCAUGCGAUUCGAUUCGUGCUCUCUUUCGUGCAAAGUCAUUUUGGCAAUGACGCGUUGUUAUUUUGACAACAAAACGUAAAAUUGAACUCGCUCACGUGCGCCAUGAGAUGGAAAUGAAUGACGUAAGGGUUGAUUGCGGACUUAAAUAUCAUUAACAAAAAAAUUUGCUGACUUCAAAGGAAGUCAAACAGAACUCGAAGUAAUUUUAUUUAAAUACUUCGAUCACUGGAAUUGAACGUUAGCUUAUACCAAGUCACGGUCAAAUGGUCAAGAGAAGCAUAUCAGCAGUCGCAGAUUUCAUAGCGUGCGAGCAGGUCCUUAUGAUUAGCACUUCGCCGCCAACGUUGCUUUACCCGUGGGAAAGUAUGAGACUUUGAGCGGGGUCUCAGUGGAGUGAUAGCUUUUACGGCUAACGGUUAAUAUUUUGGUCAUUUUACGCCUGACGGUUAAUAUUACUUCAUUGUUGUCAUUGGGAUUUUUUCUUUUUACGGUUAACUUUUUUUUUUCGAGUAACGGUCAAAAUUUGUCAAUUUUACGCCAAACGGCUAAUUCUUUUUGGCCGUUUUACGGCUCUCGGUUAACCCCAUCGUGACCCUCUCGAGCAACGUGUGAGGGUUCUGCGAGGGGUCUGGCACUCGCUAUUAGUGCCAGACAACCGGCAUGACUCGUCUUGCGUCCUAUAGCGCUCUCGGCUCAUGAUGAAGGCCUUCUCGCAGGCUACAGAUUGCAUAGAAUCAAAACCAUCGUAAUUUCGAAGAACUCGCGGUGCUUAUUUCAAACUUUAGCCCUCUUUGAUUGUUUCUUUGUGUAGUUUAUAUCUCAUCCAGUGAUUUACAAGUUACUCGAGGCUAAAUGGUACGGUUCAUUUGCUUCUUUGCGGAAAAGCCCUGCGACAAGCCUACGCUUCUGGAAAUACAUCCUUCUCAACAUCUGGGCUGUGUUUGAUUUCUUCCUUUUCCCAUUCCUUUUGACGUUCUUUUUCAUCAUUAGACAGAUAAAAAUCCGCUCACGAAAAAUGACAGGUACGUUUGCAUGUUCGAUGACGUUUAGUUAACCGAUAGUGUUGGUAGUAUUUAAUUUCUGAGAUUCUGACCUUUUCGGACAGUAGGACAAAUGACUGAGUGCUCGGGAAAACAUUGGGAUAACUGAGCUGGUUUGUAAGUGCAACGCAAAAUAGCACAGGAGACAAAUACUGACACACAGGCGAAGUGAUUAUUCGCAUUUUCUCGCUAAAAACAAAUGACUUCGAUUGCUGCUUUGCGCUUGAAGGACUUGGAAAAUUAUUGUGCCGAUUUGAAGUUGUGAUUUUGCGAAAUGAUAAGUCAAGUGAGCUUCUAAACAGACAAAAAGGUAAAGGAACAGGAGAGGAAAUUGGGGGAGGAGAAAACAGAGACCAAUGGGGAGGGAAAUGCUCUGCUCUUGUCCCUUACCUUAAGUGACGAUGUGUUAACCAGUGGUAAAUUAUAUUUAAGGCAAACUUCAGCGACAAAAUCAUUUUUUCAUGAUUUCUCAAUCACAUUUCAUAGACACAGAGGUCUGUUUUGCGAUAUCCCUCUCUGGCCAAGCAUCGGAAGAGACGUUUGCUUUAAUAAAGAAGUCGAUCAACUACAUAGUGCAUCAAUACGGCUGUCACUCAACCAACUAUUGCAUAAUGUUACGUCAGGACGACCAUGUUCCGAUCACCAGUAUAACCUUCGAAUUUGAAAACGCCACAGAGACAGAUAUAUUUAACAAAGUAAAUAAAUUAACAAAGCCCACUGCAAUUCGUCCUCCGCUUUGUGACGACUUACGCGCUGUUCGCGAUGCAUUCAAAAGCCCUCGCGUUCGCUUAGAAAGCAAAAAGGUAAGUUAGCCCGUAACAUUACCUUCCUUGAACGAGUGUGCGUGUAAUCGAAUAAAUUAAACGAAUGAAUUGAAGAAAGAAUUAUUUGAACCAUAUUUUAAAUGUAAAACCGAAGUAGCAGUACGCAGGGAGAGUAUUGCAAAAUUGAAGUUGUUGAUGGCUGGAGCUGAAUUAAUUUCUUUUUCACAAAUACGUUUUUCUUAAUCACUAGGUAAGGCAACAUUGAAGGAUCAUUCGCCUUAAGUAAUGCAGAAUUUGCAUCUAAACUACGGUUAUUUAUCUUAGCAUUCCUGCAUAUAAAGUGCCUUUCUGGGUUUCUUAUGUGAAUGAGCUGAUGGAGCUUUAUGCCCAGUUAACGCUCCUCUCUUUCUCCAGGUCCUCAUCGUGUUCGUAAAUGACCUGAGCAAUGUGGAGGGUGUUCGGGUCGUAAUCGAGGAAAUUCGAGAAAUGGACGUUCAGCUCGUCGCUGUUGGAUUUGGAGAGCAAGCCAAUCUAAAUGAACUAGAAAAUAUUACAGAACGGGAUGCCCUUCACUUAGAAGAAUUUGAAUCGGCAAGGACUUUGGGAACAGCUGUUAUACAAGGUAACUAAAAUGGUAACUGUUUCGUAUCAUUCUCUCUUCAAAAAUCAGUAUAGUUAAUGCCGGCGUUUUAAUGGAAGCAUUUGGCUGCACCGCUCCAAAUAAUUAUGAACGCAUUAUCCUAAAAUUUAUGUAAUAAACCUGUCCUAUGAUAGAGAGUAUUUUACCUAAUGGAUGGGUAACUUAACUGCCAAAGUUUUGAACGGAAAUACACUUCUCAGGAGAUCCGCCAAACCCUCACCAUUUAAGAACAGCUUUGACAAAACAGGUACUCGUUUCACUUACUAACAUCAUCACUAACACUUAUUAACAUCAAAACAUGUUAACAUAAGAAAGGAAAGAUAAAAGGCGCUCUUUCCAUCAUCCUAAGAAUCUUUCAGGGGUAUUUACAUAUUGUUUUUCAUGUGUUUCUAAGAGACCUUCUACAUGAGUUUUUUUUCUUGUAGACUUGGAAGGCAAAGACAUCUAUGGUAAGAAUUUAAGAGAAAUUUAUUUAAACCAUAAUGAAGCAAUAGAAAUUUCAUAACACCUUUUCAGUACCUAUAUCCACUUCUUGUGCACGACUAAUGAAGAUGCCUCUAAAAUGCCUUGUACACGGUUUUAUCAAAAACAGCGUAAACUAAUACCAAUUCAAUGAAUGAAAAGAAAAACAACAACAAAUUCAAGUACGAGAUGGUCGCGCGCAUAGUACCUAUUUUGUAAACCACUAAAAUUAGAAGUGUUUGGGAACUACGAAAAGAAGGAAUGUUCUGGCUAAGUGCUUAGGAAUUGUUGAGGCCUGUUAGAUUAUCUUGAAACCCUAAUGCGAGUCUUGUGGGCCUUGGUUUGUUAUGGAAGACCACACAUUUUUUUUAACCUUUUGAAUGAUGUGUCCUUGACCGUUGUAAUAGGGCUUAAUUCUCGUACGAUAAUCGUCAUCGCCAGUCGUGUUUGUCCUUGCUUAGAGCUCUCAACGGGAGGUUUUGAUUAGAUUUUAGUUCUCGAAGAAUUUUUUUUUUUCAGGUACUUCGUGAUUCAUUUCCAAUACCUUUUAAAAUUGUUUAGCUUAGUGUUCUAAAAUAUGUUUACUCUGCCAAGGUCAGUUGUCCCGUAAGCCCAAACAUGCCUACCGAUAAGGAAUCUAAGAGUAUGUGCCUAGGGCUGAAUUAGAGACACUGAGACUCAGCCAUUCAAAUGAAAAGCCACUAUUGAGAGUCAUUAGGCAGAGAGUGAAUAGAAGUUCCUGAUCGGACUGCUGGUGCCUCCCGUGUGCGCGAGUUUCUCAAGCUAGUUAGCCACAACAGUCCAAUACCUAUAAGAGCAAGGCAUUGUGCAAAGCUAUAAGGCUUCAGGAAAUGAUAAAGCGAAAUAAGUACUUCCGUAUACUGACUGCUCCACUAAACUGCAAAUUUCAAAUCUUAGUCUUACGGCUUGAAAAGGAUAAAGGAAUAGAGGCACAGGAGUCUUUUCUGCGUCUGUGAAAGUAUUCCUUAUUUAAAAAGUACUUAAGCCUACCACAGAAUAAUUUGUAAUUUUUAAAUUUCAUCGCAGAAAUUUACGUGGAUUACUUUACAACUCCUUACUUCAUCUUCCUCCGCGACACAUUAAGUGCAGUCGCCUUACUCGGCCUUCACUUUGCCAUUUGCCUAACUCCGUCAGCCAUCGCCUUUACCUCUGUUGAGUGGGUUGUGUUGCUUUUCUUUCUGGGAAGAAUUGUUAUGGUAGCUGAUCAGUUCAUUUGCGCAAUAAAGACAGAGAGGAAACUAGCGAUACGAAAGCGACACAGAUGCCUCAAGAACGCUUCGUACGAAGAAUGUUCUGAUCCAAAUCAAAAGGCAGACUCAUCUAAUAUGAAAAUUGCGCUGAGAAAAUUUGUCAAUUACUGCAAGUGGGUGAUUAUUUAUUUAUGAAUUAUUUCCUUCUAUUAGUCCUUAGUGUUAAACAACAUGAGGAAGCCAUGAGAAAACUCGAAAUAGUAGUUUAUUUGUAAGGUGGUUAAUAAGUUUGUCUCGGAUACUUCCUCGUGCGGAGCGCACCAGAUGCGCAUGAUGUUUUGGCCCACUGCUGAUAAACUUUCCUACUUGUCCACGUAGCCUCAAAUCAAAAUACUUUACUCGCUGCAUCAUCUUGACCAAUAGCGAGUCCUAAUUUUCUUGCAGUUGUUUAUUUAGCAAUAUCACCACAAGAUUUCAAAUAACAUGGCUUAUGGCUAUGAAUUAUCAGUUGUAGCCGGAAAUUUUAAACAGAGGCUAAAGGCUAUUUUAUCUUUAUGAAAGAGAAGGUAAAGGUGCUUGACAAACUACUUCAAUUUUCUCUACUAUUAAUAACGUAUGCUUAUCAAGUUAACUAUGGCAUGCAAUUUUAUUUUUUACUAGUGACCCCUGGCAUGCGUGUGACGUCGUCAUUCUGAUCAUCUACAUCGUGACAGCCACUCUACGCAUGUUAACAUGGGUUUCAUCCUCUUCAGUGUCAGGCAAUAGGACCUUGGCUAUCACUGGUUAUUUUUAUGGCUUAAUCGCUUUGUUUCUCACGGAGCGCGCUUUUGGUCACGUGAUGGAGGUUGAUAGGGGUAUGGGUGCCAUACAAAUUGCUGUCUUUGUUAUUCUGAAAGAUUUACGUACCAUCUUUUGGCUUUUUAUUGCAACUGUUCUCGGAUUCUCACUGGUGAUAACAAAGAUUUUUAUGGUCGAAACAUCAUACAUUUCGUCAGGGAAUUCUCACAGUGAUCGGUAAGUAUGACCUUUACGUUUCAGUUUUCGUUAGAAAAUAGGUAGCUUUUACCUUAUUCGCUAGUUUUAUACUUGACUGAUAAAUGUAACAAGCAAAUGAGGCAUUUUCCAUUCUGUGUUAUUACUGAGCCGUAAUUACUAGCUAUUUUACUUUAUUACGCUCUGCGUACUUGCUGAAACUCGCACCACGUUUUCAACUAGUCUCAUCCAAGAUGGAAAUUCACGUGACCUGGACAAUUUCGUUCCAUGUACCUUGCGUAUUCAAGAGUGUUUAUUGUGGGAAGCUUUAAGCACCUUUUAACUCUGACUUUCAUUAACUUCUGUGUUGACUGGCCGUUGUUCUAAUUUGGCGACAUUCAGAUCAAAAAGAGAGUAAAGUUAAAACCUCUUCAGUUGAAUUUAGCCCUUUAACACCCUUAGGAAAUAAACAUGCUACUUCGCCGUAUAAUAUCCAUAAAUUAUUCAGCAAACAGGUAAUGAGAAUACUCAAAAUUAUCAGAUAAAAGUUGUUAUUUUGAUCUAACACCAAAUUAUUGUACCUAAUUUACAAGGAAAUGUGUAGCAGCAAUAUGGGAAAAUUAACAAUCAGAUCUUGCGACUUAAAGUGUCUUAAAAGAUCUCAGAAAUUUUUCGUGGGAGAAGCAUUAUAGUGAGCAAUCUAAGCCUGAUGCCCAAUUUUAUUGAAGUUAAUGAGAUCCCAUUACUGAGUUUUUUUUUACAUUUUACCCCUCGGUGUCCUCAUAUAAAAUCUUAACCAACUUAAACCUAGUUUUCUCUCCCCAUCUCUCUCGGGCACCAAAACUGACUGUUUCCAUCAUUAUUUUUUUAUCCAUUCUUAUUGUGCUGUAUUGAAAGUGGCAACGAUUUAUCUCGGUAAGUCAGUCAAUUCCUCGUAUGUACAAAGUUAGAUGCUUUCAUGUUUGUCUAAAGGACUAAUUUUGUUCAAUAAAUUUACAAUUGCUUCAUGUGUUGCCAUAUUUGAUUUAAAGAAGUUCGUAUGUAACUUUAUUAUAGAGGUUUGAUGGGCAUAGAUAAAUUAUAAAUUACCCUAAAUUAAAUACAGUGGAGUGUAAACAUCCCAGAUUAUCAAUUCCUGUGACAUAUGUUUGGUACGUUAGUUCGCACUGUACUGACAGUGAUCAGAGUUGCCCAGAUGAGAUACAUAUUAAAAAAAAGUCGUUGUUACUCUCGUAAGAGAACUUCUUUAAGGUAGACUAAAAAUAUUGAAAUGUUUGUGUUUACAGUUGGUGGAACAUAACGCGACAUCUAGCAAGAUCUUUACUUGGAAUGACCUCAUUAACUCCAUUCGAAACCCUCGAGGAGCGCAGUCCGUCUGCCAUCUUGGCCAAUCUUCUCUACUUGAUGUUCCUGGUCAUGGGAGUUAUUCUUCUCGUUAAUAUGAUGAUAGCUUUGCUCUCCAACACCUAUCAAAAGGUCCAGGUAAAAGUCUCAAUAACACUGACAGCAUUUCCUCUAGUUUACUGUAAGUCCUUUAAGGUGCGGGACUUUGCAGAAAUGUACUUCAUGUACGCCCUAACAUUAGUACUCACAUUCUUCAUAUUGUUCUCUAUACAUUUCCUAUGGUAGUGACAAGGACAUUUUGUGUAACAACCAAGAGCUUCUUCUCUCCUAUUUUUCAUUCAGAAGCUUAAGGUGACUGCGCAUCUGCGUAUACUUGUCCAUCAUAUGAAUAUCUUUUAUAAUUUUUCCUAGUCCUUCUUUUGACAGAAUAACGCCUUACAAGAGUGGUCCUUUAAGAAGGCAGUAACAAUCAAAACCUACAGCGCACGGCAUCCGGCACCAGUUCCAUUUAACCUUGUCACCAUGCCCCUCAUCGCUGUUUUCAGAAUGUGUCAAAGAUGCCUAUGUAAAAUGAAGUCUUCCGAAAUGCCUGGAGUACAAGAAGAAGGCAGGGUAUGAGGAAUCUUACUUACUUUGGAAAUUAUUCAAAAUGAAAUUAGAAAUAGAGCCGAACGUUGUGGCGAUAUUCCGUAGAUAAAUUGAAAAUGUAUUUCUCGCCGUAGAUUUGGUCAUGCAUGUUUGGGUCACUUGGGUCAAGACUACUUAAAGGGUUAAAAAAAAGGUCUGUGACAGACAGAAAAUGCCUGUCUGGAUUGUCUAAAGAGGAGCCAAGGAAUUUUGAAUAAGCUUGUGGAAUGAGUGCACAGACGUGCUCUGAUAGAGGAAAAAGGGAACAAGUCAAGUAUCUGGAGAUUCAGUACGGCGUUUUUUUUUUGUUACCUCUCGAGUGAACGAAAAAACUUGGGGUUCAGGCACAAACCCAACACUGUGAAUCGCUUUGAUUGUCCUUUACCUAAUGUAAAACCACAACUGUGACAGCAGUCAAAGUUUAUUUGCUGAUUGAUUAAAUUUAAUUAUCUUCUGUAAACAUUGGCGGCUCGAUAGAUCAAUAAACAUGUAAGCGAAUGAAAAUAAUCCUGUGCUUUUCUACUAAAAGAAAACUCGUGGAAUUUACUGAUGCGUAUAUUUUAUUUCAAUCCGUCUAAAAGAUAUGCGAUCACAUAAACUGCAUUCUGAGGUUUACGGUUCCUUGGCAGAUUCAAGCGGGAGAAGACCCUCUAAGCAAACACCAUCGCUUUACACUGCAAAUAUUUAUUGAGCGACUUUGAGGCGAAACGUGACGUUAAGAAAGGAAAUCAGUGUCAGUGGAACUUGGUGUGUCCAGGCAAAUAAAGAUUUGGAUUGCAGCGUCGGAAAACGAAUUUAAUGUUCUAUAUCGUUAACACUUCUCCGACGUCUCCUAAGGAGAAAGGAAAAGAUUGAACCGCUUUUGAUUGUUAGGAGUUAUCAGACUUCUUAUUUCAUCACUGGAAGCAAAACUGUAAAAUGACUUGGGGGCGAACCAACCCGUGGGCGAAACGACUUUUUGGCGAAACUGAACUGUAGACGAAAUGACUUGGAAUCGAGUCAACCUAAAGGCGAAACGAUUUUUAAGCGAAACUGACCUAUUGGCAAAUUUACUUAGGGCGAACUAACCCGUAGGCUGUCCCCCUCCCCCACUCCCCCCUUCUUUGUCGGCGACAGGAAAAGUCCUGCAUUCUUAUAGGUCAGCUUAUUAAAAAACGAUGGGUCAGUUUUAAUCAAAGUUGUUCCUAAUGUUGUCUAAUCCAUUGCCCAUUCACUGUUCUCUUUUGGUGGACAGGAUGCUGCUUUAGAUAAACUUGUGGAGAAACUACAAAGGACGUACUUUGCAACAUACGGCUAUUCUUUUCCGCUUACUGGUAAGAGCGGGUUCAACCUCAUAGCUAUUAGCGAUUUCGAGCGAUCAAUAACUAAAAUGUCAAAUGUAGUCCAUACAGAAGCACGCAACCUAAUUUAAGGUUAUAUUCCUUUGGUCCAUAUUUCAAUUGAGUUUCGAAGAAAACCAUGAUUGCAAAUGUUGGUUUCACGCAGCCAUACUGCGCGAUUGGUUUAAAAAAAUUAGCACUAGGUGCCUUUCCGGCCAAUCAGAUGCCAAAUUUAACCAAUUGUGACUUGCUUGCAUACGUUCGAAGCUUGCUACUUGUGACAUUUAUCUUUAGCUCUCUUUGGCCAGAGUGGAAUGCUGGCUUUCUAGUAGGCGAGAAUUAAAAACACUUGACUUGUUUCGUAUCGUGAAUUGCAAGAUCACCAGAUGACAUUCAUAAAUUUAGCAACAAUAAUAGUAGCAAAAACAAAAUCACUGAACACCUCAACAAUUAUCUUCCAAAACCCUUCAAGUGAUCUUUACUUUUCAAAUUAUCUGUAUCUUUAGAUGAAGGAAAGAUCGAUGAAGUUCUACACGAAACAGACGGAAAUCGAAAGAUGUGUAGUCAGAUCAUCCGAAGAGUGUUCGAACCAUCAACCCUUGGACAGACAAACGUACAGAACGGAACAAUUGUAAGUUGCAGCUUAUUGAAUACGGCAAUAGACGGUGAAUUCAGUCAUUAAUUUUCAAGUAGAAAUUUAGUAAAAAAAAUAUCAGUACUUACGGCACUGAAAAUAUUUUAGUGUGAGCAAACAGAACCAUAUCUGGUUGGAAGUAAUUGGUAAUUUUGGAGAGGUACUCAGACUGUUUAGCUCAAAUACACACAGACAAACAAACAAUCAAAAAUGAGCCAAAGUUUGAAAUAAAAAAAAAAAAAAAACGCACUGAAGAAGCGAAACACAGUUGUGUUUACGAUUUACGAGCAUCUCAAAGUGCGUAAGUGUUGACUAAAUUUUGCACUUAUUGAGUCUUUCGCGUCUUCUUACUUUGUUUAAGGAAUGGGAAUCGCUUGGAAUUGGAAUCGAAGGCUCUCUGCUGACCUAUGGAGGUUCUUCUUCGUGUGACAUUUGUGAAAUGUGGAAUCAUUCCUGGGCACAUCAUGGAGCAAGGGGCUUGGCGCCUUUAACCCCAGAAAUUCCGAGAUUUGAGGUAAGAGAAACAACAAAAAAGAGCAUAUCAUUGUGUUUAACUAUUCUAUAAUACAGUCAAAGUCUGUUUUUUUCACUUAGCUCGCGUGAGUGGGGCUAGAUCACAGUUUGAUAAUCUUAAAAAAGUUAUCCUAAAAAAUUUUCAACUUUCCUCAUUCUUAGCCGUAUCUGCUCCUUUAACUUUAUUUUUUCCGCCUUUGUAAUUUGCCUAUGCAAUUACACAUUGAUCUGAUAAUCCCCUUUCGCCCACAAUUUUACCAAACGGUGAAUACCGGAAAGAUGUCGUGCUCAAAUUUCGUUUUCCCUUUCACGGAGAGCGCGCGGCAUAUUCGGCGACUCGAAAACAACGGAAAAACUUUGGAUUUUCUUGUCGGAAAAUGUCAGAAAAUGCCUGAAUAAGGCCGGGUAUUCAGAACUUGUUUUCCGAACGGGUGAACGCCAUAUUUUUUGGCGGUGAAUUUCAUUCUAUAGAGUUUGAGUUAUUGAGUUUCUUCGAACCAAAACCAGAGUAUCCGCCACGGCAUCGAAUAAUCAUCAGAGUAACGAAAAUCAUGACAAGGCGUCGAUCAGAACUAAAAGUACAAAACAGGCAUAUAAACUGGCUGAAGCGGAGGAAAACACCAAUAGGCAAGUUGUGAUUGGUAAUUUUGUACCUGCUUUUUGGAGAGGCUUGCGCAAGUUUUGUAGUCCAACAAUUAAGCGAAUUAAAGCGUCACCAAAGAAAUUUUGGAUCAUUUUCCAGGCCCAAUUUCACACUACUUUACAAGCAAUUCUCCCAGGCUCUAAAAUGGUUACAAAACAUCCCAAACGGGCUCCUUUAACGAAGCUUCCCGCUUAAAUUGACUUGAAUUUUAGGUGUUAAUCCAAGAGAGCGGAGAGAGGCGCAUUGUGGCAGUGGGUGCAGUAUAUGAGGGCUACAACUGUCAUUUCAUGCCGGGGUGGAAGGAAGGGACUGUCGGUUAUCACGCUGAUGACGGAAGAAUAUUUGAACCGAGCUGCAGGCAACAGGGAAAAGAAGUUCCUGGUAGGUAAUGACGCUCUUAAACUGAAUGUGUCAAUGAUUCAGUUUUUAAACUUAAAAGUAGCCUCGCAGAAAAUGUCACUUUUUUAUCACAAGCAGGGUUUGUAUAUGCAUCUCCAUGUUAAGGUGACUCAAUCAGCUCAAUAUCACUCUUUUUUCGUGAUCUUACUGUUGUUGCUGUAGCUGAAAAAUGUUCGAUUAAAGGAGAAAUUUUCAACAUUGAAGUUAAUCUGUCGUUACACCCUUUCAAACACUUCUAAUUGGUGAGAAUUUCCGUAUCCUGUUAAACCGAAAACGGCAUUCCGUUUGACGGCAACCUCCACAUUCGGUGAGAUGACAUUACUGUAAAAAUCGAUGAAGGCAGAAAAUAUGAGAUACUCGUAGAUGAGAAUGAAAUUCGUCAUCACACUGAGAGUCAAAGGUCGUACUGAGUCAUCAUUGCGUCCCAUUUUUUUCGACAGACGCCAUGGCCUACCGCGGUGAUCUUAUGGCCUGUGAAGUAAAUUUUGAGGAUGCUGAAAACGACUUAGUUCCUGUAACGUUUUUCAAGAACAGCACAGAGGUGGCACGUACAUCAUUAAAGUUCAUUCCUGAUCAUACUAAACUGUUCCCCUUCAUCGGAAUGGGUUACGCUGGAAUUCGUGUUCUGGCAAAGGUGUGUUAAUUUUCGUUCCGUUUCUGUAUGGAUGUAUUGAAAGCGCAGUUCAGAUUCAAACUUUGAGCGCUAUACGAAAUUGGGGAAUGUUAUUGGUUUACUGACUAUAGAUAUUCCACUUAACGUCCUCACUUUUUCAUGAAUAAUCGUGAAAAGUGUUACAAUCGUUAUCUCUCUAUAUAAUCAUUAGCGAAAAAUCUCGAGAAGUUUAUGCGGAGAGGCCUUUUUGAUAACCACCUUUAUCCCCCUUUUUGCUCUCUGUACUGCAAUGUUUUGAAUUUUUUUAAAGGGUGCCCUAAUUGUUUGCACAUUGCGUAAUUAAUGAUGGUAAUUGAACGUGCAAUUUGGUCUGAAAUCAUAUGUGUGAAUUCAGACCAAAAUUGCACGACACGAAGUUUGAAUACCUCUUAAUUACAUCCAUUUUGAAAGUGCAAAAUUCAGUCACUAAGAUGCAGGAUUUUGUCUUUGCAAAUAUUUUGUUGAUUCAGUAGUAAGCUGGCUUGUACUAAACUACAAAAGUUGUUUUUCAUUUUCCUGCAAUUUGAUUGGUUUCUUGAAACAAGCGAUUGGUUGUUGUAUUUUAGUAAAGCCUCUUCCUAAGCUGGGAAAAGGAUGCAGUUAGAGCAAAAACUGGUCCGAUUCGUGAAUAAAUCGCACCAAUGAGAGCCAAUCAUAUUACAAGGAUCAUCAGUAAUUUCAAAAUGGACGUAAAUAAUUUAUUAAUUACUCAAUCAUAAAGCUAUCGAUUUGGACUAUUUUAUGUAGAUGUGCCCGCGCCAUGGUCAACAGGCCCACCGCCCUGCAGAUGCUAUAAGCAUACCGAAGGACACGGAUGUACAAGAGAAACUUGACAUCCUGAGAGAAGAGAUGAAAGACAUGGAAAUGAUCAGGAAACAGGAGGUCAAAGAAUUGGAGAGCAAACUCCUCUAUGAGAUCCGACAGUUGACACGUGCAAUCAGAGAGAAGAAUAUUUGA
Pocillopora meandrina is the source of this 12875-nucleotide messenger RNA. The record is from the annotation of a GenBank genome assembly. NCBI's taxonomy places the organism in Eukaryota, Metazoa, Cnidaria, Anthozoa, Scleractinia, Pocilloporidae.